Apus apus (common swift) is the source of this 8417-nucleotide messenger RNA. It is a transcript of the gene FGD4, whose product is annotated as FYVE, RhoGEF and PH domain containing 4. Bases 116 to 2665 code for a protein of 849 amino acids. Gene Ontology annotation, biological process: cytoskeleton organization; filopodium assembly. Gene Ontology annotation, molecular function: guanyl-nucleotide exchange factor activity; zinc ion binding. The transcript has 17 exons. Gene Ontology annotation, cellular component: cytoplasm. The record is from RefSeq and is a predicted model, not a curated record. NCBI's taxonomy places the organism in Eukaryota, Metazoa, Chordata, Aves, Apodiformes, Apodidae.
UCCUUGCUGGCAACGUAGAGGUCUCGUAAAUAGGAUAUAUGUGAGCCUGUCCUAGGGUUAUUACCUUUGAAAAAACAAUUCCUCGUGCAGUGGUACUGGAUUAUAUUUAUAAACAAUGUCUUCUGAACCAGGCAGCAGCAUCUGUCCAAAGUCCUUAAUAUUGUCUAGAUCUUGCCCAGCAAGUGCCACAACCAGGCUAGUUGAGCAGAAUGUACACAAUGAAGCAGCUCAGGGAAUAAAUGGAAGUGUGCCAGUCAAACAGUCCCCGCGUUCAGCUUCAAAUCCAAAGCCACAAGUGCCUCCAAAGCCAAUUCAUCUGCAGAAGGUGUCACCUGUCACAUACCAAACCCCUAGGCAUAAAGCUUUAUCAAAUCAGAAACCAAGAAUGGAGGAAGAGACACCCACCCCUGUUUCUGGUGUCUCAAAGGAGAAGUCCAGCAAAGUGUCAGAUCUCAUCAAUCGAUUUGAGGGAGGCAGCACGUUAAAUCCAAAUGAUUUGAAGAAAGAUUCCUCUGUUCUCCACAUUUCUAAAUCUCAAGGAAGAUAUGGAUCAACACCAUCACCUCAGCCAAAACUCCCCUCCCAGCACCCACUACAAAAACAGGGAAACAGUAAUACUGACGACACUCAGGUUGCACAGCUACACACAGCCAACGGAGUAGUAGCACAAGACCAGACAGAAGAUGAGGACAGGAGAUUACCUGAUCAUGACUCUGCUGUGUCCACCAAGGUUCCAGAUAAUGCCAUCAACAGCAGCUUGAUAAAUGGGGAAAGUGAAAGUACUUCCAGAGAGUCAUUGCAAAGUGUGACUGCCUGUGAUGAACAGAUGCUUAACAGCUGCUACAGGACUCCAAGCAGUCAUAAACUGCUCCCAUCUGAAAAUGAAACUCUAGAAAUCAAUACUAAUAUGAAGGAAGGACCAACUGAGGAAAUCAGUAAGCAAGAUCAACCUGUAGAAAUGAAGGAGACAGACGACCAGAAACGUCACAAAAUUGCCAGUGAACUUCUGCAAACAGAAAAAGCCUACGUUAGCCGACUUGACCUCCUAGAUGGGGUGUUUUACUCCAGACUCCUCGAGGAAGCCAACAGAGGUUCAUUUCCAGCUGAAGUGGUUAACAAAAUCUUCUCUAAUAUUUCAUCAAUAAAUGCCUUCCACAGUAAAUUCUUACUUCCAGAACUUGAGAAAAGAAUGCAAGAGUGGACCACCACCCCCAGAAUUGGAGAUAUUCUGCAAAAGUUAGCUCCUUUCCUCAAGAUGUAUGGAGAGUAUGUGAAGAAUUUUGAUAACGCAAUGGAAUUGGUGAAAACGUGGACCGAACGGUCACCUCAAUUCAAAUUCAUUAUUCAAGACAUUCAGAAGGAAAAAGUAUGUGGAAAUUUGACAUUGCAACAUCACAUGCUAGAACCUGUGCAACGCAUUCCACGCUACGAGAUGCUUCUAAAGGACUACCUAAGGAAAUUGCCUCAGGAUUCUCUAGACUGGAAAGAUGCUGAAAAAUCCCUGGAAAUUAUAUCCACCGCAGCAAGUCACUCAAAUAGUGCAAUAAGAAAAAUGGAGAAUCUAAAGAAAUUGUUAGAAAUAUAUGAGAUGCUGGGAGAAGAGGAAGACAUUGUGAACCCUUCAAAUGAACUGAUAAAAGAAGGACAGAUCCUUAAACUCGCUGCUCGCAAUACAUCUGCUCAAGAACGGUAUCUUUUCCUAUUUAACAAUAUGUUGCUCUACUGCGUCCCCAAAUUCAGCUUGGUAGGAUCAAAGUUCUCAGUUCGAACCAGAGUUGGCAUAGAUGGCAUGAAGAUUAUAGAAACUCAUAACGAAGAAUAUCCGCACACUUUUCAAGUGUCUGGAAAAGAGAGAACACUGGAGUUGCAGGCCAGUUCUGAACAAGAUAAAGAAGAAUGGAUAAAGGCACUUCAGAAUACUAUAGAAGCUUUUCAGCAGAGGAAUGAAACUUUCAGAAAUGCUAUUGCUAAAGAAUAUGAAGACACGCCUGUUGAAGUUUCUAAUGCUGAGCUUGGGAAGAGAGCACCGAGGUGGAUAAGAGACAACGAAGUAACCAUGUGCAUGAAAUGCAAGGAGCCCUUUAAUGCACUGACAAGGAGAAGGCACCACUGCAGAGCAUGUGGGCAUGUGGUUUGCUGGAAAUGUUCUGACUACAAGGCACAUCUCGAAUAUGAUGGCAAUAAAUUGAACAAAGUCUGUAAGGACUGCUAUCAUGUUAUAACAGGUUGUACAGACAGUGAAGAAAAGAAGAGGAAAGGCAUCUUGGAGAUUGAAUCUGCAGAAGUCUCUGGAAAUAGUGUCAUAUGUAGCUUUCUUCAGUACACGGAAAAAUCAAAGCCCUGGCAGAAAGCGUGGUGUGUUAUACCUAAACAGGAAGCUCUUGUGCUGUACAUGUAUGGUGCUCCACAGGACGUUAAAGCUCUGGCUACAAUUCCACUUCUGGGCUAUACAGUAGAUGACACUCCAAGAAGUGCUGACCUCCCACAUAGCUUCAAACUGACCCAGUCUAAGUCUGUGCACAGCUUUGCUGCAGACAAUGAGGAACUAAAACAGAAAUGGCUAAAAGUUAUCCAUUUAGCUGUCAAAGGUGAGACACCAGAAUGUCAAAAUGAAGUGCCAGUGAAUUUAGAAGAGCAACCUGAAUCUUCUAAAACAUCUGAAUGAUGAAGCUCAAGAACACAGGGCAUUUUAAAAAGGUUUCAAUUGAAUUUGUGGUUAACUUUUGUGUUAACCUGUCCUUGCUCAGUAAAAAAAAAAAAUAAAUAAAAAAGAAAAAGAAACUUCCUACUACCAUACACAUCUUAGCACUUUAUGUUUGGGAAAAAUUCUGGUCUUUUUAGGGAUCUUUUUCUUAUAUUUAUGUUCUGCCAAUGAAAGCAAUGUACAGGUCCAUUUCAGAGACUUUUUAAAAAAUGUGAAUGCUAUAAACAUACUUACUAACUUUACUGUACUACUUUUUUGUCGUGAUGCAAUUUUUUUUUUUUUUUCAAAAUCCAGUUGCUCUUCAGUUAAUGUUUGCGACUUUCAGUAAGAAUGCAAAUAUUGAAGCUUCCUACUUACAUGUUAGGACUUGCAACAGGAUAAAAGAUAUACCUCCACAUUGCCAAAAUAGAUCUGUAGCUAAAUAUGCAGGGACAGUUUGGUUUAAUGUAUGUAGUUUAUAGAUUGAAUUCUAUGGCUCUGUACAUAUGUUGUAUUCACUUGUCUCUUUUUAAUCAAAGCACUGCAAAUUGUUUUCAGAGGUAUAUUGGCUUUUAAAGUUUAAAUUUAUCAAGGAAACAGUCUAAUGAUUUUCAAUCUAGAAAUGAAUACCUAAAAUAUGAGAAAACAAUAUAUAAUAUAUGUACAGUAUUGAAAAUGUUCAAGAUUUGAUUUUUGCUUUGAUUUCGUGAUACUGGGUUCCUAUCAGUGAAUAAUUUAUUUAAAAAGCAUGUUUUCUAUUUGAAAUUAAACACACUCCUAAAUUUAAAAUUACUGUUCAGUGAUUUGUUUUAAUAACUGGCAAUGAUAUUUUUAAGCAUUAAAAAUAGCAGCAAUUUGAGUGGUAUGCAAUGGACAAAUACAUCCCAGUUGUGCUUGAAAGAGUAGUCCCUUUUCUUCAAUGUCCUGUCACUGUUAGUGCAGUAGUUUGUUGCGAAAAUGCAGUAUGUGGUUUGAGAAAAGCAACAGAUUCUAGUAACCUUUCUGGGAACUUGUAUUUUUGCUAUUAAGGUUAUUAGAACAAAGGACAUUUUGAACUUAGAUCUAAUUUUUGCAGAAGAUUUAUUUAUGCCACAGUCUUCAAGGAUAAUUGUCAAAGUGGAGCCAGCUUUAUAUGAACUCAGUAUGAAGUAUAAACCCCCAAAUCUCAAGUUGCAUUAACUGACUUUAUUUGCAUUCUGCAUUGCUGGUGUUACAAUAUUAAGUCCCUUGUGAACUUCUGUUCCUGUUUAGUGUUUUUAUACAUAGAGGCACGUGACCUCCUUAAAAUUUUUACUGUAACUUCCUUGGAUGAAAUAUGACAAAUUCAGAGGUAGCGGCUGACUAUGAAGUAGAUAAUUUAAAUCAUUGCUAUAUUUCCUUUUCUCACCACUCAAAGGAAGGAAAAUAUUUAACUUCUGCAAUCAACUUUUCAUAAGAACAUUGAGGAGUCUUACUUCUCAAUAUAACUGCAUUCUGUAUUUUAAAUCAUGUCAAGCUGAAGAGCUCAGGUUCAAGUCCAGUUUUGUUAGUAACAAAAGGGCAGAUUUAAAGGGCUCCUUUUUAUAAUAGGAUUUCCAGACAAAGUAUCCACUGAACUACCAUUCCCACUUUACUCUUUCUGCGACACUAUGCGGGAAAAGAAACAAUCUCAUUUAGGACUUAACAAGGUAUUGUUAAAGUAACCUCUGCUUUUAGUGUCAAGCACACGAGUACUCACUAUCUAUCAUUCUUCAGUAAGAAGAAUGUCAUACAUCUUAGUGGGCUGGAUUUUGCUCUUGCCUGCACAAUUCCAAACUCUACCAUGGCCUUUAUACUUAAAGCUUUACACUAGUGUUAGUAAUUAUCAGGACAUGGCACUGUAGAGUACUAACUCUACAACUGACUUCAUACAUAUCAGUUCUGAACCUUCCUUGGGUGCUCCAUGUGUCCAGAUUAACUUUAGUAUUACUUUUAUCUGAUGCACAAGCUCUUCUGCAAUUCCCUGAGAGAUUUUAAGUGUCAGUUGUAUUUAUCUUUAUUUAUGGGCAGCUUUAGCACAUUCUGAUUCACAUUGGUGAGUACCAUCAAGUCUUCUCCUGGCUUUCCCUAACUAGUGCGUGUUGCCUUGUGUACGCCUUGGUGAGGGAUGGGGGAGCAAUUCAGGUAAGCAAAAAGAAUUCUCCAUGGCCAACUUCCUUUCAUGGUCAUCUCCUGAAAGUGGGUAUCUUCUAAAAGAGUUAGAAGUGCAAUUGUGGGUCAUCUUAGCACAUCCUAAAAACAUUUUUCCCCAUGUUCAGGUUGUUGAAUGUAAGGGGAAAAGUUGCCUUAAAGGACCCCCCAGAUAAGACAGACUAUUCUGAAAGUAAUGUAAUGGUAUAACUGUAAUCGUGUAGUGCAUUCAGUUUUCCAAGCUUCUGCAAACUUAACUCUGAGCCAAGCAGAAGACCUAUUCCAGCUGAGUGACUGGAGAAAUUACUAGAAGCAGCAAUUUCUGAGCCCUGUUAUUGUUAUAGUGGUAUUGAGUAUCUGAAGCUGUUUGAAUGAUUUCAGUCUCUCCCAGAUGAAAUCCUGCAUUUGGGCAUAAACAAUUUGAAGUUAGCAUUGGAAGCUAUUUAUUUGGAUGUUAGCCUCAUGUUUGCUGUCAGCCAUUUAAGUUUAUAUAGCAUUUUAUUUUAUUUACCCUAAUUAAGCCUAUUUCAGGUUGUCAUAAUCAGUUGCUCUGUUAGAAUUGUUCUGAGUCAGAAUGUCUUGGCACUCAAAUGUAUGGAUCUGUGUGUAUUUUGUAGGAAAAGCAUGUACCACCAAUAUUAAAGGAGAUCAGAAGCUGGAGAAGUUGCUUCUAGGUUUAACCAUGCUGUUUUAUUCCAUUCUCCACAGACAAGCCUCCCUUACAGCAUCCAAAAUUUUUUCUUUAACUUUAAAUUGUAAAUUAUGGCCACAGAGGAACAAAUGCAAAAUUGUAACUGCUGUGGCUUAAGUGCCAUGAACAAAGCAGUCAAAUUAAAACCAUCAUUCCGACAAGGUAUACGCUGUUCCCAUUUGAGCUGUUCAUUUUUUUUUAAGGCAUUAAAUAUAUUAGCACAAAGCUGUUUGUGUAAGGAAUAAACUAUAACUGAGCAUUCAUUCAUAAUACAUGAAUGUAUGUGAAUGGCUCUGCUGAAUUAUUUAAGCUUUGCAACUCUUGUGCUUGUUUCUCACUUCAAAACUGACCAGUCUUCUGUGCAAUUUAAAGCAGAUCAAGUUAUUUUGUGCAUUUUUACCUGUGUUCAACCAGAACAAUGGCAUAAUUUUCUCAUUAUUACAUUUGGAACAUAUUAAUGUAUUUUUCAAAAUGAUGUAGUAUUUUUCUUCUGUCAUGGAAAAAUAGUUGUGUCAUGACAUCUGCAUGUCUGCACCAUUUUUUCAGAUCCUUUAAAAAUUGUUUUUUCGUAGCAGGUAUUCCUGCUUGGUUGAAGAGCUGCUGUAAAAUCUAUAGCAUCUAGUAUUUUCAAAUCCCUUUACAUGGAGUAGUUUUGUUAAUUACAAAAUGUAUUUAAUUUUUAUGUGCAAAAUAUUGAGAAUACAAAAUGUUCUUUUCUAUUUUGAGUACAAUAUUAAACCACUUCAAAUGCAGUUAAUAUAUAGUGGAACCCUUUUAUGCAAAAACAUCUCAAAGUGCUUUAUAAAUAGCCUCAAAUAUUCUAAAUCCUUUUCUUAGAAAAGAGGAUUUUUGUUCUUAUUUUUGAAUUAUGGAUGAAGCCAAGGCACUGAUUAAAUGUAGAAUAAAUACACUACCACCUGAGGAAAUUUUAGAUGAGGUUAUAGAAGCAUGCUCUAAAGAGUUCCAAGUGCAGUCAAAAAAAUAGUAAUAUAUAUAUAUAUGUAAAAAUAAGUGGGAAAGAUGUGGAAACACUUGACAGGUUCUUUGAGUUUUGUUGUUGUUGGUUGUUUUGGUCUUUUAUAAACCCACAUCACCACGUAGCUGGUAGAAAAAUAGGUCAGUUUUUCAUUUCAAGACAAGAUUAAAUAAAAUGAACAGAGGGCAAUGGCCCCUUAUAGUGAAGGAAAGGCUUUCAGGAAAGAAACAUUCCAUGUAUAAAUAAUUCUAAGCAAUAAAAAAGGAGCCUUCUCCAUAAAUCUAUAUAGAGAUCUGGUGUAAACUAGUGUAGACCUGCUGAAGCUAUUAUGCCUUCAGUGAUUUCAACUCAUGUAGAAUCUGCCUUACAUUAUACAAAGACAUUGGUGAAAAAUCAGGAUUUCACCAGUUUGAGAGCUGCUGACUUACUAUGUCUUAUCUGGAAGCACAGUGUUCACUUGAACUUCAGGUAGGUUUCAACUGGAGAUAACUGAUGUAGGGGUGAAUGUAAACAGCUGGAAAUUAAUAUCCAAAAAUAAAUUAUUGGAGAGGAGAAAUAUUUUUGUGGCAGAAUUCACUGUCCUUAAGAUAAAUCCAUUGGUGAAAUGGGCAUAAUUCUUAGUUUGUGGUGUACUUACUUGAAAUGUGAAAUGAAAUACAUGGAGUUAUAUUUUUUUCUCCAGUCUGUGGCCCUGUUGGUAUGAGGAAUUGACCUAGCUGGUGCUGACUCUUUGGACUGUAGUGACGUAUGUUCCUUGGAUAGGAGUUUUAAUCUGCUAGUCAGAUUGUUUUCUAAAUCCUUUUCCUUUACUAGAACAAAACAUUAACUUAGUGAUUGUAUAUGUGUGUGUAUAUAUGCACACAUCUGCAUAUGUAUGUGUGUAUAUGUGUAUAUACGUGUAUUUAUAUAUUUGAGACUAUUAUUCAGAUGACCUGUUUUCAAGCAGUAUUGUACAAUCAAAAAUACACUGUGCUGCAUUCAAAAUAUAAUGUAUAUUAACUGUGUUUGGUUCAGUUUCAGAAGAAAAAAAUGACAGAAGUAGAUCUACUUCUGUGGCAGGUUUCCUAUUUAAGCCUCAUUUAUUUUAAAAAAUCCAAAAAGCCACACUGAAUUCAGUAAGGCAUUCAAUCUGCUUCCUUUAAUUCCUCAUUAUUAAAUUUCUUCCCAGACUCAACCACGGCAUUUUGCUUUCACCCUUCCUCUUCCUAGCACAAGUGAAUGUAGAAUGUGGAUUUUCUCUACUAAAAUCUUCAAGCAGAUUUCUUUGAAUAAAACAUGUUUUCAGGCACUGCAUUAACACCAGCCUGCUUCAGUUUGUAGGUCAUCCUUGUAGAUUCAUUAACUAUUGAUAGUGAAAACGUUCAGAAAAGAGGGGAACUGUGUCAAAGCAUUUUUGCAUGUAUCUGUCCUAGUAUUUUGAAGAAAGAAGCCACAUUUGUUGCAUAUAAGAAACAGUUUGCAAUAGAAGUACUGGGGUUUUUUUUUAUUAGCACGGUCUUUUCUGCAGCCCUCAAGGUGGAUUAAUACAUUAAUUUUAGUGGGAGCUAAAUGUUUGAUAUCAGAAUUAUAGGCUGUUCAUAUAAAUUCCCUUUCAUCAUGGAAACAUUUCUGGUUUGAGAAAACACUUUUAAAAAAAUACUAAUAUUUGGAAGAGGUGUAAAUUUUGCAGUAAAGUGAUGAAUAUUAAAAAGGUGAAAUACAAAUGCUGUUGUAAGUUGUGCAAAUGUAAGUGGUCAUUUUAUGGUCAAGAAAUAUAUGAAUGUAAACAUUUUGCAGAUAUUGUAUAUAGUUUCUGUAAUAUAUGUAUAUUGGGUCAUAAGGUGGGUGGAGAAUUGUAAAAAUUAAGCACUUUAAUUCCUGUUGAGUACUUAAAAAGAUGAGAAAUUUGUAUCCUGUAAAAUAAAAGCAUCAUUAAAUAA